CAUAGAAGUCCCCCAUAACCAUUAACCAUAGUAGUUCUUACCUCUUAGUUCCUUCUACACACUACAACACUACACACACUAUAAAUCUAUAAUACUCUCGCCACUUUAAUUUUCCUUCUCUACCAACUGUCCCUUUCAUGUUGUCUCUGCUCUCUGCCCCCUCCUCCCUCUACACCAUCAUUCAUCAACACAACAAACAACUUCACCACAAAAACCCUUCUUCUUCUUCUUCUUCUUCUUCAUCUCUCUCUAACAAAUGCAAAGACCUCCAUUCACACUUUUCACGGUACCAGUUUGAUCCAUGUUAAAAUGAAGUCCAAGACGCACUCCCACGGCGGGAAUGGACACGACACUGACGGCGCUUCCGCCACUGGAGGCGGCGGAGGAGGAGGCGGGAGUUGUAGCUCUCCGAGCCCACCACCCUCGCCGCGGCGUCACUCCGGCAUAUCCCACUGCAGGCGUCGGCUCCGGCCGGUGAAAUCAAUAUCGAAUCGGAGCUUAGGAACGCUGGCGGCCGGCAUCAUGACCCGCCGGAGCCUCCGAUACUUCUUCCUGCUGCCUCUCCUCUACAUUUCUGGCCUCCUCAUGUGCGUCGGUCCUUUCUCCGCCUUCAUCGGUGGCCCUCCCCUUCCCGGCUCCGUUUACCGGAGUCACGAGGUCUUCCGGCACCUAUGGCCGGCGAUGGAGUCUGAUAAUUCUUCCGCCAUUGUGUUGUCUUCUGUGUGGAAGUACAAAAGGAAGUUGAGAGAGCAUAAAGCAUGUCCAAAUUUGAGUGCUUUGCAUCAUGAGCAAUUUGCAUCUCCUGGCCUGAACGGAUUUUUAAUUGUGGAGGCCAAUGGUGGUCUUAACCAGCAACGCUCUGCGAUUUGCAAUGCUGUGGCCGUGGCUGGGUUGUUGAAUGCAAUACUAGUUAUUCCGCACUUUGAGUUCCACAAUGUGUGGAAAGAUCCAAGUGAAUUUGGGGAUAUAUACAAUGAAGAUCAUUUUAUAUCCACGCUUGAUGGUUAUGUGAAGGUCGUUAAAGAACUUCCCGAGGCACUAAUGGAGAAGCAUAACUACAAUAUCAGUAAUAUUACUAACAUCAGAGUUCGAGCUUGGGCUCCUGUCAGUUAUUACCUGGGAGUUGUUUAUCCAAUCUUGCAAAGUGAAGGGGUUGUCCGAAUAGCUCCAUUUGCCAACCGUUUGGAAAUGAGUGUCCCCCCACAUAUUCAAUAUCUAAGAUGUCUUACUAAUUACAAAGCAUUGAGGUUCUCUUCUUCAAUAUCAAUGCUGGCUAAGAAGCUGGUUAACCGAAUGAUUGAAAAGAGCUCAAGGUCAGAUGGAAAAUAUAUUGCUGUGCAUCUUCGCUUUGAGGAGGACAUGAUAGCAUUCUCUUGUUGUAUAUAUGAUGGAGGAAAGGCAGAGAAAUUGGAAAUGGAAUCAGCUCGAGAAAAAGGAUGGAGGGGGAAGUUUAAAAGGAAAGAUCGCAUCAUUUUACCUAACCUUAAUCGUGUCGAAGGAAAAUGCCCACUUACUCCUUUAGAGGUUGGAAUGAUGCUCCGUGGCAUGGGAUUUGACAACAAUACGUCAAUAUAUUUGGCUUCUGGGAAAAUAUAUCAUGCCGAGAGAUAUUUGACUCCUUUGAAAACGAUGUUUCCCAAUCUGUAUACAAAGGAAUCCCUUGCAACAUCAGAUGAGCUUGCUCCUUUUAUGGGCUAUUCCUCUCAGCUGGCUGCACUUGACUACACAGUUUGCUUGUUUAGUGAGGUUUUUGUCACAACUCAAGGCGGUAAUUUCCCUCAUUUUCUGAUGGGCCAUAGAAGAUUCAUCUAUGAUGGGCAUUCCAAGACCAUUAACCCCGACAAGCGCAAGCUUGUUCUUCUUUUGGAUGAUGUGGAUAUUAGUUGGAGAACUUUAAAGGAAGAGAUGGAAGAUAUGCUCAGCGAGAGUGAUCGUAAAGGAAUCAUGGUACCCAGAGUUAGAAAAAUUAACAGAAAAACUUCAAUCUACAUGUACCCCCUACCAGAAUGUAGGUGCCUACAGCAGUCUAUGGCUGAUCAAAUCGAUCAGAUCAGACAUUCCGAAUAAUCACACAGCUGAAGAAUGCCUCAAAUGGGUGACAAUCUUCAUUUCAUUUAGCAUCUGUACCAGGUCAUCAGAUUUAAUGGUAUUGUGUGGUACUUUGGUUUGGUGCUAGAAAAGGGGUGAAGCUUGUUAAGAAUGAGUUUUAUGGGGAAAUUUUUUACAUAUCAAACUCGUCCAUAAAAUUUCUACCACAUUUUUGUAUGUCCCCGCAACCAAGCAUACCCUUGAGUAUUAGAUCCAAUUCCAUGGCUUUGGUGUUUCAACUUCAAGUUUUAAGGUUUCUUUGAAGUUGUUUCUUCUUGUCUGGCAAGAUAUGAUAGCUUGAUAGAUCUCCAAUUUUGUGUCAUUAGUUGGUGCCACUGCAUGAAGAUUCCGUGUGCAUGUUGCGUGUUUUACAUGGUGGUGGCGUUUUCUAGCCUCCAAUGUAAAAGGUGGGGCGUAUUCUGGGAAAGGAUAUAUAUACAUAACCGGACUAGAAGAGUCAACUGUCAAGUGUAGAGUUGUAUUUUUAUCUUCUUAUAGAUCAAUGUUGCUUGAACCGA
This is a messenger RNA of Arachis duranensis, 2606 nucleotides long. RefSeq names its product O-fucosyltransferase 10. Lineage: Eukaryota; Viridiplantae; Streptophyta; Magnoliopsida; Fabales; Fabaceae. The record is from RefSeq and is a predicted model, not a curated record. The transcript has 10 exons. Bases 310 to 2067 code for a protein of 585 amino acids.